Messenger RNA from Nothobranchius furzeri (turquoise killifish), 1222 nucleotides. RefSeq names its product CD63 molecule (gene cd63). The record is from RefSeq and is a predicted model, not a curated record. Gene Ontology annotation, biological process: regulation of vascular endothelial growth factor signaling pathway. NCBI's taxonomy places the organism in Eukaryota, Metazoa, Chordata, Actinopteri, Cyprinodontiformes, Nothobranchiidae. Gene Ontology annotation, cellular component: plasma membrane.
CCUCUCUUCCCACCACAGCAGGGUGAUCUGCGUGUUUUCCGAGGUGUCCCUGAAGGCAGCAUUGUAAGCUGAGCGGACGCAGCGUUUCCGUUGGAUCCGGGGGGACUGCUACCAUCGCUAAAUCUUUCAGAAACUUUUCGACAAGUUUUCACUUUUCUCCUCUCCAGGUUUUGAAAUUAAUUUACUCACAGGAUCGUGAUCUUCACCAGCCAUGGGUGUCGAAGGUGGAAUGAAGUGUGUCAAGUACCUACUUUUCUUUUUCAACUUUAUUUUCUGGUUAUGUGGCCUGGCACUGAUUGUCGUGGGAGUCAUGGUGCAGGUGUCUCUGCACAAAACCUUCAUGAUUCGAGACGCGUCAGCCUCAGGAGCUCCCAUUUUCAUCAUCGCAGUUGGCGUCUUGAUUUUCUUCAUUGCCUUCUUUGGAUGCUGUGGAGCCUGGAAAGAAAACUACUGCAUGGUCACCACGUUUGCCAUUCUCCUCACUAUAAUCAUCAUUGCUGAGGUUGCAGCAGCAAUCGCUGGAUAUGUCUACAGAAACAAGCUCUCACAAGUCGUCAACGAUAGCCUCACUGACAUGAUAGGCCAGUACAAGAACAGCUCCAAGGACUUCCAGAGCAGCGUGGACCAACUGCAGGAGGACUGGAAGUGCUGUGGUGUGAACGGCUCAGCUGACUGGAGAAACUUCGACUCUAGUGGGAAGUCAGUGCCGGAUUCAUGCUGCCUCAACGUCACUAAAGGCUGUGGAAAAGACGCCAUUUCAGACCCCAGCAAAGUGUAUCAGAAGGGCUGUCAUGAUGUUUUGGUGGAUGCGGUGAAGAGCAACAUCCAGUGGGUGAUAGUUGCAGCGCUUGUUAUUGCGUUCCUGCAGAUUGUGGGGAUUGUGUUCGCCUGCUUGUUGAUGAGAAGCAUUCGCAGCGGCUAUGAAGUCAUGUGACACAACCACGUAGCUGUUGGCCGGUCAGCUCACGCUUAGGAGCUUCAUUUCAAGUUUUAAGUAAACUAACCUUAUACUCAGAACAAUGUUUCCCUCUCAGUUCAACUGUGGGUUAUAUUCUUAUAGAGGAGCAAUCUUCCUGCUUUUUCUCAUGCAUUGUAAAAGUUAAUGUUCAUGAAUGUUCUGUGUUAAGACGAGUCGAUGCGCUGCUUGUACUGAAUCCAUUUCAGGUCUGUUGGUGUCUUACUGGUUUCCUGGUACCAUUUUUAAUAAAGAAAUUUAAAGUUA